Messenger RNA from Marchantia polymorpha subsp. ruderalis, 4034 nucleotides. The record is from the annotation of a GenBank genome assembly. Lineage: Eukaryota; Viridiplantae; Streptophyta; Marchantiopsida; Marchantiales; Marchantiaceae.
AGAGGCGACGGAGCGCGAGUGCGCCCGAGACCGGGAACGGGCCAGCGAUAUGGAGCCCGAGGCGAGCAUCGAGAGUGCUCGGAUGAUCCGAGUCGCGGUUGUGGCGGUGGGCAAUAUCCCGUCUGCCCAGCUACGCGAUUAUGUGGCCUUGGUGUUGCGGCACCGGGUGGUGUCCCUCGAAUGCGCUCGGUUGUUCUACAAAGAGCAUCAGAAAAGUCCCUUUGCCCAGCAGUCUUGGGACACUGGCAGCCUGUGCUUCAAAUUUCUGGUCGGAGGAGCUCCGAGGAGUCCGUGGGAGGAUUUUCAAGCUAACAGAAAGUGUUUGGGAGUGAUCGGCCUCAUGCAUUGUCCCACCACGCCGGAUAUUGGAGCUGCUUACGAUCACUUCAUGGCAAUUUGUAGGGCUUAUCCAUCCGCUCAGGAGAAGCGUUGCUUUGCUUUGUAUCCCACUGAUGGCCAGGUGGAGUUAGACGAGAAGAAAAGACAGCAUUUGGUGAUGUUUCCACCAGAUCGCCAGAUGUUGGAGUACCAUUUGCAAACCUUGAUGCAGGAUUUUGCAGCGUCACUUCUCAUGGCAUUUGAAAGUUGGGUUCUUCAUGCAGAACCCGUUGGGGCUAUUUUGACGACUCCUCUUGAUUCUCAGGCCUCGCUGAAUUCUGAAGAGGUUAGCAAAGCGAAGAAGAGGAGGUUGGGCCGAGUUCAGAAGACCAUUGGAGACUACUGUCUGUUAGCUGGAUCCCCAGUUGAUGCCAAUGCUCACUACUCCACCGCCAUUGACCUUGCUCGUCUCACUGGAGAUCUCUUCUGGCAUGCUGGAGCAAUUGAAGGCAGUGUCAGUGCUCUCGUGGUAGAUCGUGGUGGCUUGAAAGAUCCACAGUUGGAAGAAGAAGUGAGAUAUCGCUAUCUUGAGGUUAUUCAACUCUAUCAUAGGGCAACGGCAUUUUCAUUUGAGUUGGAGGCGACCUUGAAGCUAGCUCGCUUCCUUUGCAGGAAGGAGCUUGCUGGUCAGGUGGUUGAACUGCUGAUGGGUGCGGUAGAAGGUUCGAAGACUCUAAUGGAUGCAAGUGACCGACUGGUCUUAAAUGUGGAAGUUGCUCGGAUUUUCGGGGCUCUUGGUUAUGAGCGCAAAGCUGCAUUCUAUGCUCGACAGGUAGCACAGCUGUAUCAACAGCAAGAUAGCUGCUGGGCUGCUAUGAGUGCUCUUCAAGUGCUCACACUGACUGCAAAGUCUUAUCGAAUACAAAGCAAGGCAGCAUUUAGUGCAAGAACGAAUACCCUGAUGGAAUUACUACAUGAGAAGGACGAGCCUUCAAGGGACAGCAGGGGACAGUAUAGUUCGUUAGAAGUAGGGGCUGAUGGACAGUGGAGCACUUUGCAAAUGGACAUUCUUGGUGACAUGCUUGCAGCUGCAGUGCGCGCCGGUGAUCCUCUAUCAGCAUGGAGUGCAGCCGCUCGAUUGGUGAGGGGUCAUUAUCCUCUAAUUACGCCAAGUGCUCAAUUUGGCCUAGCAACAGCUCUCGUGACUGCUGCAGAGCGCCUUCCCCCUGGCACUCGCUGUUCUGAUCCCGCUCUUCCUUUUGUUAGAUUACAUUCUUAUCCACGCCUACCUCCGGAACUGGAAGUUGUGAAAAGGUUUCCCGGUAAAAAAGAGUGGUGGGUUGGAGCAUCGUCGGUAGGGCCAUUUAUAUACACUCCAUUUACUUCAAAAGGCAAUGAGAGUGAAAAUAGUGCCGAAGUUAUCUGGGUAGUCGGCGAACCAGUGCAGGUUUUGGUGGACCUAUCGAAUCCAUGUGCUUUCGAAGUUUACGUUGAAAGUAUCUGUCUUUCAGUGGAGUCAGGGGAAAUAGAAGCUUUUCCUGUUUCUGUAGUUUUGCCCCCAAAUACAUCACAGGUGCUGUCUUUGUCAGGGCUUCCACUGUCUGUAGGCUCUUUGGUCGUUCGUGGCUGCAUCGUGCAGUGCUUUGGAGUAGUAACUGAGCACUUGUUUGAAGAAGCUGGAGAGCUGGUCUCUGGUGUAGCUAUAAGCGAUCCAUUCAGGAGUGUGGGUGGACCGAGAGUAAGCCAGUCUGUUGCUGCAGUUGUCGAGGUAAUGCCACCAUUGCCUCUGUUGGUGGCCGAAGUUGUCGGAGGUGAAGGUGCAGUGGUUCUUUACGAGGGUGAAAUUCGUGAAAUGCAUAUUAGGCUAGCGAACGCUGGAGUCGUUCCGGUAUUAGAAGCAACAAUGACGUUAACAGGCAAACAUAAAGAGCACGUUUUAUCCUUGGGGCAUGAUAUAUUGACUGCUGCCUUGCCUUUGUUUCCUGGAGCCUCCGUUGUGGUUCCUGUGAAAUUGAAGGCCGGUCAGCCUACAACAGAGGUGGAGGUAGUUGGGUCCAAGGGUGCCGGAGUAAAUAACGUAAAGCCUGCGAAGGAUCCAGCUUGCCCGAUGUUGGUCAUUUACUACGCAGGACCACCUAUGGAAACUAGAGACAUGAAGACCAAAGCAGUUAUCUCCCCAUCAUUACCUCCUGGAAGAAGACUUGCUCUUCCGUUGCAACUCCACGUUCUCCGUGGGCUUUAUUUGCAGCAGGCACGAUUACUGUCGAUGGAAGUCCCUGCGCAGAUUAGCAGGUACCUUCCUGAUCCGGGUGCGUGUAAGAGUGAAGCGACCUCUCCUACAAGUACCCUUGUAAAAAUUGAUCCUUAUAGGGGAAGCUGGGGACUACUUUUAUUGGAGCUUGAACUUUGGAAUGCAACUGAUGUUCUCUUCGAGAUUACUGUUACCGUUAACAAAGGAAAGGAGUCCGUAGAUGAGGAAUUGGCUGAUGAUGGAAUGGUGAACGACUCUCUGUAUCCAAGUACACGUAUCGAUCAAAAUCAUUCUGCACGCGUGCUUAUACCAUUAGAAAGGUUUAAGCUGCCUGGUCUAGAAAAAGCUUUUCUCGCCAGAUCUCUAGCCAAGAAGUAUGGGUUGACAAAACACGACUCGAAGGCAAGAGAAAGCUCUGAAAGGCAAGCUAAGUCUGAGCUGAAUGCGACUAUUGAAGAGCUAAGCUCGAGAAUUAGUGUGAAAUGGCAUUCAGGUAGGAACAGUGCCGGAGAGUUGCCAAUAAAGGAUGCCAUUCGAGAAGCUUUACAGGCCUCUGCGAUAGAGAUUCUUCUUCCAGAUCCGCUAACUUUCGGCUUCAGACUGGCGAGGGACUGUCGACCCUCUUACGGCGAUAAGGUAAAGCUAUCAGAGGAUGCUGUGGAUGAGCAACCGAAAUCGGAGGACAGUGAGCACGUGACAGUCACGAAUCAAGGAAACAACGAUUCGAUUGUGGCACAGGAGUUAACUCCUAUAGAAAUGCUUGUGCGCAACAACACGCGAGAAGCUGUGACCAUGUCGCUGAGCGUUACCUGUCGAGAUGUAACUGGAGCUAGUUGUCUGGGAUCUAGUGGUGCUAAAGCAACAGUUCUUUGGGCUGGGGCUUUGAACGGAGUGGACGUGGAGGUGCCAGCCUUAGGUGAAGUAGUGCAUGGAUUUGCCUUGUGUUUUCUGGUUCCAGGACAGUAUACAUUGCUGGGAGCUGCUGUGAUUAAUGAUCCCGAUGAGUCUCUAGGACCAAAUUCAAAUCUGCAAUAUCCCGAAAGUGAACCAGAGCCAUUAUACUACAGUGGUCCACCCUACACUGUAAAUGUAACAGGUAUAAGUUAAAGGUGGAUAAUUACUGUAGUAGUUGAAGUUAUCGUGGCAGCACUUAGUGAGGACCGCAAAAGGGAUGAAAACGAAGCACGCCCUCACAUGGAAACCCAGGCCGGUAGUCAUCUUCUUGCUGAAGUCCUGCAGAUGCUCCUUUAAACUAAAGCUAGGGACAAAGAGAUCAAAGGGACAUUUCUCUUCUGCGGAUUCAGAUGCGAUUCUUUAGAAGGGUACAUUCCACGUCUUCUAGUCAUUGUAAAGGAUUUUCACAUGACUCGAUUUGGAAACCGUGAAGAGGAUUGCAAUACUCCAUCCCUUCAUAUUCCAGUGUAAAUUAUUACCCAUAGUCUCAACUUUGAAGAACACAACUUGC